This is a messenger RNA of Anthonomus grandis grandis, 2794 nucleotides long. RefSeq lists its product as uncharacterized. Gene Ontology annotation, biological process: transcription initiation at RNA polymerase III promoter. Gene Ontology annotation, cellular component: transcription factor TFIIIC complex. Gene Ontology annotation, molecular function: histone acetyltransferase activity. The transcript has a single exon. The record is from RefSeq and is a predicted model, not a curated record. Bases 151 to 2487 code for a protein of 778 amino acids. Lineage: Eukaryota; Metazoa; Arthropoda; Insecta; Coleoptera; Curculionidae.
AGUUAUGUUGUGGUUUUGUUAUUCAUAUUUCAAAUUUAAAUGGAAUUGUUUUUCUUAAAUUAUUCCUUAGUAAAUUAACUGAAUGCGGACAAUAAUUCACUUACCAAGGAAACUUGCAAAGUAAACGUAAAAAGUACUUCGUCUGCGAAAAUGACUACCCCAGACUUGAGACUUCUGGACAGCUUUAAACUCUCUGAAUCUGUAUGUCAGAAUUUUGCUUGUGAACUCUCCAAAGAUGAACGGUUUUUUUUUGUUGCGGAAUCAGGAUUGUUUAUAAUUACUCAAAAAGCCAAUCUAAAUAGUCAAGUUGCAAAGUACAGCUGCCUCAAACAUUACCUGAAACCAACAGACUUUGCUGUCAGUGAAAAUAUAAAUAUUGACUUACAAAGUUUUAUGUAUGAAUUGCCAAGAGAACUUUUUUAUGAGACUUUUGGUAGUACAGACUUGGCUCCAAAAGUUGCAGAUUUACCUGCAAUACCCAAAAUUAAACAAGCUCAAUGGUCUGAUGUCAACAUGGUUGACCAUGCAUUCUGUCUUCUUGGUGUCUUAACUAGUUUUUAUAGUUUAGAAAUCUAUAUGAAAAUAAGAAGUGAAAACAACAUAAUUGAGUACAAAAAUGUUUUGAACUUAUCUCAGAAUAUAAUUGAACAGAGAAGAACAAAUUUUGUUUACAGUAAUAGGAUGCCACCCAUUCAGAAGAAUAAUGAAUUUAAAAAACGAGUUGAAAUUUGUGCACCAUUAGUUUUUCAGUGGAGCCACUGUUUCAGCUAUGGAGAUUACAAAUGUUCUGUUAUAUUUAUAGGACAUUUUGGAGGUGAUAUAAGUAUUUGGAGAGUGUUUAGCUUAAGAUCUGCAGAAAAAGAAGCCAGAUCUGAAUUUAUACUCAGAUAUAGCACCAAACUUGGUAACAUUUCUGCUUUGUAUUGGCAUCAAACAAAAGAGUAUGGAGGAGCUCUUUGCAUUGGAGAUAAGAAAGGUAAAAUAUCAGUUUUAGAAAUUGUGGGCCUGGACAAUCAAACUUGUAGGAUUAAAAAUGAAGUGGAAUUUUUUUCAAAAGAAGAUGUGCAAGUAGAUAAAAUCUCUAUAGUGUCAACUGAUAAAUAUACUUUCUUAGUGGCAAUAAAGCAAAGUUAUCUUCUAAUAUUUGCCCUUAAUGCCUCAGGAGAAGUAUUUGAUUUUGUAGCAUAUAAUGUCAAUAAUUUCUAUAUAUCUGGCAUCACUCACAAAGAUAAUGUUUUAAAGGUCUGCACUUUUACUGGUGUUCUUAAAGAACUUGUCUUAACAGUAGAGAAUAACAACAAAAUUAAUAUUUUAGACUACACCAUUCCAGUAAAAUAUGACUUUUUUGGUUAUAGAGUAUCUGGCUACUUUGAAUCAACUAAUAGCAUAUUGUUUAUUAUGAUCUUAUCCCCUUGUAUGUUAAUAAAUAAAAAAAGCUUUAAACAAGGUGACACAACUAUUUGUGUUUUUUCUGAUACUAAUAUAAAACCCUUAAAACUUCUGUUAGACAAUGCCACUGGCAGCCUUAGAACAUUUUGGGACUGUUUGGAGUGUCUAAGAUUAAUUUGUGUAAAUGAACAAAGAUUUCCUUGGCUUGGAUUAAGUUCCACUUUAGAAAUAGAUAGUGUAACAGUAUUGCAACUUAAGACUUUGAGACAUAUUGCCAAAAUAUCUGAAACGGUCUUUCCUCUAAUUAAAAAAGUAGCAACUUAUGAAAUCAAGCCAUUUAUUUUGCUACACUACUUAGUACAGAUUAAGCUCAUAGUGCAAAGGGUAGGAAACUUAUUGGAAAAAAAAUCUUUAGGAAGCCACCUUACCUUAUUUGAACUAAGAAGUAUUGACUUACAAGUUUGCUUCCUUAAAGAACUAGUGAUUGGAGGAUUUUUAGCUAAAGCAAAAGCUGGAAUGACUUUUGUCAAAGAAAUAUCCAACAUUUUAGCCAUUGCAAAUGAGAUGGAAUUUCCAGAUAUGUUACAGUGUCAGUUUUGUGGUGAAAAACUGAUAAGUUGUAUUUGUUUACCUCCACAUCCAGAUAGUCGAUGUGUAUUCUCAAUGAUGCCAAUAUUUAUUGCUCCUAGUUACAUAUGUUUAAUGUGCAAUUCUUUGGCACAUUCUGAUAUAGAGCAAUAUAGUAGCGUACCAAUAAUAUGCCCCUACUGUGAUUUUCCUAUGGAGGCAGUAUGUUUAAGUGAUAAUAUUAAGAAAGGAAUAGGUAAUUGUGCUACAAAUGACUUGGAUUUGAUUGAUGAGGUGAGGACAAAAUGUUAUGAUGACUGUGUAAAAGAUAGUGAUGAAACAAUAGGGGAUUUGUGUGAUAACUUAGAUAACAAUGACAUUUUGUUUAAUAAUGUUAGUGAUGAUGAGGAGGGUGUUAAAAGAAAAUUAGAAGAAAGUGAGCUAAAGACUUUGUAUUUCAAAUUAAACUCUGUUAGCAUUACAAAUAAAACAGAGAGAGCCCAUGAAUUAGACAUAAUAAAUAUAGCUUAAGUGGCUUUUUAAAUAUUCAAAAUUAUGAAAUCAAAAAUAAGAAACAUAAGUACUAUGUUAUGCUAUCCUAAUAACAUAUUUUCAUAUGCUAUUUUAAGCUGACAAUUUACCAAGAGUAUCUUUGUAAAAUUCUCAGAUUGUUGCAUGUACAGAGAAAUGUUAAAAAUUAAUUCCAAUAUCAAAAAAACUUGUAGAGUACACAAUUUAAAAAAAAUUCUAAGGUUGACUCACCUCACCAUUUCUAUUAAUGGAUGCCAUAAAAAGUAUGCAGAUUUAAGUGAUUUAUAUUUGAUGUCAAACUUGUGUU